This is a messenger RNA of Diospyros lotus (date-plum), 3724 nucleotides long. RefSeq names its product disease resistance protein RGA2-like. NCBI's taxonomy places the organism in Eukaryota, Viridiplantae, Streptophyta, Magnoliopsida, Ericales, Ebenaceae. The record is from RefSeq and is a predicted model, not a curated record. The transcript is spliced from 3 exons. The coding region runs from base 197 to 2746 and encodes 849 amino acids. Gene Ontology annotation, molecular function: ADP binding. Gene Ontology annotation, biological process: defense response to other organism.
CAUCCAGAGAGACAGAGAGAUAGAGAGAGAAGCAUCGCUGGCAUGAACCUGCAAGAGAGAGAUGGGGGGGGGGGGGGGGAGAGAGAGAGAGAGGUGGGAAGUUGACCUGAAAGCUUUAAGCCAUAGAGGUUGAUUGCUUCUCAAUAUAAAUCGUUCUUCUUCAACACCCUUCAAUCUGUUCCCCAAGAAAGGAAGAAUGGGAGAACUGCUUCUGUUCAAUGUCGUAGAACUCAUUCUGUCCAAGCUAGGCGAACUUCUAGUCGAAGAACUCUUCCUGGCAAACGGACCAGAUGCCGAGCUCCGGAAGCUUGAAACCGCUUUGUCGUCAAUCAAACUGGUCCUAUUGGACGCAGAGGAGAACCAGUCAACGAACGACGAGCUUCGCAAAUGGCUCGCCAAUGUCAAGGAUGCUUUCGCCGACGCCGAUGAUCUUCUGGACGAGGUCGAAUUUGAAGCUCUCAAGAACCAGGUUAGGGGAAAGUUACGGAACUAUCUUACGAGCAGUAGUUCAAUUAGUUUCCGCCUUUCAGUUGUUAGCAGGAUCAAGGAGAUGACAGAGAGGUUACAUUUAAUUGAUGGUGGGAAAAACAAAUUUAGGCUUUCUGAGAGGUCUUCGGAUCCGCGUAAUGUGCGUAUACAGAGGGAGACGAGCCAUUCUUUUGUUCAUAGCGUCCAUGUGAUAGGAAGAAGCAGGGAUGAAGAAGCCAUCGUUGAGAGGUUGAAUGAUGCUCGCGAACAUGUUUCUGUCAUUCCCAUUGUGGGAAUUGGGGGCUUGGGGAAGACAACAUUGGCUAGGUUAGUGUACAAUAAUGAGCGGGUUGCUAGGGAUUUUGAGCCGAAGAUGUGGGUCGGUGUUUCUCAGGAUUUUGAUAUGAAUGUGCUGAUGAAAAAGAUCAUUGCAUCUGCAACGACUUCACCCUGUGAUGAGCAAGAUAGUGAUCAGUUGCAGCAUAAGCUUCGGGGUUGUUUGGCCGAUAAGAAAUUUUUACUCGUCUUGGAUGAUAUGUGGGACAGCGACCUAGUAAAAUGGAGGGAACUGAAAUCUCUCCUCAUGGGUGGUCGCAGAGGAAGCAAAGUCAUUGUCACCACUAGGUCUAAUGCAGUUGUUUCCAUUGUGGGCAGCGAUCAUCCUUAUGAACUUGGUGGACUUGCUUGGAGAGAUUGCUUCUCUUUGAUUCUGGAAUGGGCUUUUCCAAAAGGAGAAGAUCAGAGUAGGCAUCAGAACCUCCUCCACAUCGGAGAGCAAAUUGCAGAGAGAUGUAAGGGCGUUCCAUUAGCUGCAAGGACUCUAGGAAGCCUGCUGUACAAAAAAACAGACGAACGUGAUUGGCAGCAUGUGAGAGAUAGUGAAAUAUGGAGGUUACAAGGUCAGGGGCAAAAUGAUAUCAUGCCUGCUCUGAAAUUGAGUUAUGAUCACUUACCAUCUUACCUGAAACCAUGUUUUGCAUACUGUUCAAUUUUUCAAAUGGGGCAAUACAUUUACAAGGAUAAUUUAAUCCAGCAGUGGAUGGCACAAGGGCUGAUUUGGUCAAGUCCUGGCCAAAAUCUAGACCCCGAAGACAUCGGGGAUCAGUAUUUUGAUGAGUUGUGUUCAAGAUCACUCUUUCAAGAGGUUGAAGAGAAUGGCCCCUUGUCUGUAACCUUUAGAAUGCAUGAUCUUGUACAUGAUCUUGCACAGUCUGUAGCAGAAACAGAAUGCCUAAAGAAGAAAUCCCAUGCGGGAGAUGUUUCUAAUAUGGUUCGGCAUGUUUCCUUACUGGGUUGUGAUUUGUCAGGACAGGGAGUAGAAAGAUCCCUCCUGAAACUUCAGAAGCUGCGGACCAUUUUCUUUCCACGGGAUGGGAUAAGAUCCACUCAUGAUCGUUUUGUUGAUGAAUGCAUCGAAACUUUCCUGUACUUGCGAGUGAUCGAUUUGGAGGAUUCAUGUUUUGAAGUCUUACCGAAAUCUAUUGGUUACUUGAAACAUUUGAGGCUCCUUGACCUCAGUCGGAACUGUAGCAUCAAGAAGCUCCCUGCUUCCAUUUGCAAGCUGCUGAAUCUGCAGACUCUGAGGAUCUCAGAUUGUAAGGCGUUGAAGAGGUUGCUUAAAAAUAUAGGGAACUUGAUUGGCCUUAGACAUCUGUACGUAACCACACAACAGGAAUCUUUCCCUGAGAAAGCAAUCGGAUGCUUGACCUCUCUUCAGUCUCUGUGGAUCACCGGUUGUGCCAACCUUGUUUGUUUGCCAGAAGAAAUUCAGUGCCUGAAAGCUCUUCGGACAUUAGCUAUCAGCAAAUGCCCGAGAUUAACAUCUCUUCCAAAACGCAUAGCAAGUCUUGCCAAGUUAGAGAACCUUAUGAUCAAUGACUGUGAAAAGCUCAACUUGGAUGAGGGGAGUAUCACUGCAAUUGAAAACCUUGGCAUCAGGAAAAUGGUUUUUGCAGAAUUACCAAACUUCGUGAAUUGGCCCCAUUGGCUGCGUGGCACAGCUAGGAGUGUAAAUUACCUAAGGAUUGCAUACUGCCCCAGCCUCGGGGAACUCCCAGAGUGGCUGCAAAACUCAGCAUCGCUUCAGAAACUCGAGAUUUUGGGAUGCCCGGAAGUGUCAGCACUGCCAGAGGGAUUCCAACACCUCCGGGAACUGAAAGUACUGAGGAUUAAAGAGUGCAGCAGGCUGGCCCAUAGACUACACCCAAAAACAGGAAGAGACUUGCAUAUGGUAGCUCAUAUCCCAGAAUUAUAUAUCAACAAUGCCAGGAUCACCUAGGUUCAAGCUAAUCUACUUGCAGUAUUCGUGAUAGGACAUAGCGCUUGAUGGAGCAUUGAUAUUGUUUAGUUAUUCAUUUGAAUACAAAUGUACCCACAUUACUUAUUCAUUUAAAAUGCCUAUAUUCAAAUUUUGUAUCUAUUUCCUUUUCCUUUCGUGUUGUUAAUACAUAAGAUAUUUCCCUUACACAUUUUGUCAUUUUAAUUGCUUAGCAUCGCUUAUGUGUUGACGGCAUGUUAGUAUUGUUUGAUAUCCAAGUGGUAUUUAGCACUUCCGGAUACUGAAAGUAUUGAGAGUUAAAGAGUGCAACAGGCUGACCCAUAGACUACACCCAUAAAUAGGCAGAGACUAGCACGUGGUAGCUCAUAUCCCAGAAUUAUAUAUCACCUAGGUAAGCUUGAAUUUUCAACCCUCACCCAUCACAUAAAUAUUGUAUAUCUAUCUUGUUAAUAUUUGUGAUUCAAAAUGAUUUGGGUUGGGCUUGCUUAUUUAAAGCCCAAGCCCAUGUCUUGCCCCCUUUCUUAUUAUUCCCAUUCAUGUCCCUUGGCCCAUGUUUAUAAAGGCUAGGAUUUGGGAGAAAUUAUAGUGCAACAGUCACAAAGAAGCCCUAAUCGGGCAACAAGAACGCGCACAAAGAGAGAGAGGGAAAAACGAAGAAGCAAGAUCGAAGAAUGGGGAAGGCGCUCGACAAUCAGAACGGACGAACGAACCGCAAGGUGUUUCCAAUCUUGUCUCACGGUAAGUAUGUAUCACUUGGGGUGGUUUUUGUGAGAGAUUGGUGAGGUUUGAGUGCAUGGGUUGCUCGGGUUUUGAGCAUUGUACUCUAUAUAUUUUACCUUGUUUGUUUUGGUUUUUGAUUUGUGAUGGUCAUGAUGUUCUUGCACAUGUAUUAUGUAAAUCCCUUGAUUAUUAUUUUAGUGGAUUGACUAGAGGUGGAGGCUCUGUCGUGAGUAGGAUUCUUUCGAAUCCAAACACGUA